Molecule: messenger RNA, 670 nt
Organism: Drosophila teissieri
Lineage: Eukaryota; Metazoa; Arthropoda; Insecta; Diptera; Drosophilidae
Exons: 2
Coding region: 122-523 (133 amino acids)
Source: RefSeq, a predicted model, not a curated record
GGGAACUUCCUGCUUCAGUGUUAACAAUGCUAUAAUUACGAGUUUUUAUAUCUGGUAUAAUUGAUUAAUCGAGCCACGGUCUCACCCUUUCGCACAUUUUGCACAGAACACAAGAAGCCCAAUGGCCAACGAACCUGGGAAGCCGACCUUGAGGUCACGCUUCUGCACCGUCUUGGACCACGAGGUGCUAGAUCCGAAUGAGUACAUGGUGCACUUCGCCAAGCGGAGGAAGGAUGAGCUCAUAAUCGAGAGCCAGAUGUGCGGUUGGUGCUACAAACUGGAUUUUGAAAACCUCGAAACACCCAAGUUGUCCGGGAAGCAGUCCCCCAAACUUUCGGAUGCGCGCAUCAGCCAGCGGAGUACCAGCCCACCAGGAGCAGGAGGAGGAACAGGAGGAGCAGCAGCAGGAGCCGGAGCAGAGAUCCCCGGUCCAUCCACUUCGAGUGAUGCCUUGGUGCGGGGUAUUCAACCCUGGUUGGGCAAAAGUAUUGCGUCCUUGGAGUUCUCGGUAGAAGAUCCUUAGGUCCCGAUACUGAUAAAUUUGUAAUAUUUUUCAAUAAAUAAUACGACGUCUGCCUUAAAAACAUGCAGCAGCAAUGAUACUUUCUUUUGACAUCUCUUUAUUUCUAAGUAAUACAAACUAAACAUAACCGAAUUUGAGAAGAAUAAA